CUGUGUGAAUUCCACUCAGGAAAGAAGAAGAAGAAGAAGUCCUUCCACACACUUCUCUUCAUUCAACAAACGUUUUUUGUGUAUUUGGCGUGUACAUACAUUGGCUGUUUGUAUCAAAAUGGCAAUGGUUUUCUGUUGCGAGUAAAAACGUUCGACGUCUCGGACGACCUUCCAAAGUUUAGCUCUUAAAGAAGGAACGAUCCCGUAGUGUUUUCUCGAACCAAAUGUAUAUCCGUUGCUAGUGCAGUUCGCUCCGUUCGAUAUCGCUGCAGUGUUUUGGGAAGGUCCUUCUGUCUUUUUUUGUUUGGUUAGCAUUGCGUUGGAAAAUAGUCAGUUCAAAGGUCGAAAAUCUGUGCUUCCGCAGCAUUAUUGCACCACUAAAUGUGAUUCGACGAAAACGAUAUGUCCAUCGGUACGGAAUCACCCGUACUUCCAGUGGGGCAAUUUCGAUGAUUAACUAUUUGCCAAUACAGUUGGGGCGGAAUGGAUCGAUUGGAAAGUGAAAUGUUUUAAUGAAGCCGCAGCAGGAUUUGGUAUCGUCCAAACAAAAACAACAACAAUUGUAAAAACACUUUCGCUACUCGCAUAGUUGCUAAAGAAGUAGGCCGAAACGGUUGUGCGGUGUGAAAAGAUUUAGAACAAUUUGUACAAAACAAACCUACUCGAUCAGUCGCAAAGCACUGAGCACGGCAAACAAUCUCCAGAGGCCAUGAAAGUGAUGUUCACAGAUUGUGUUUGAGUUUUAACGCAAGCCAAUGCUUUCUUGAUCGAAAAAACACUUCAUCGUCCUACUGCGGUGCAUAAGUAGUUCCGUAAAGAAACAACAGUGUGUAUCCUUUGUCCAAGGACGCUACCAGCUACCCAACGGGAACAAGACAUCCGGUAUUUGAUAAAUGGAGCACCGAGCGGAUGAAGGUAGCUGGAAGAACCGUAGCAGAGAAGCAUACUGAUACAAAGAAUUACACAAUGGUGCACAGUGGUGCGUUAGUUUCGCACUAUCUGCUGCGACCAUUAUCUUCUGCUGCCGCUGUCGUCGCUGCUGCACCCGUUGCAACCGUACUGGACCAUAGUAGCAGCAGUUCAUCGAAACCGUUACCACGGUUACCAUCUUUAAGAUCGUUCGUGUAUCUACCGUCUCCGUCAAUCGUACCAAAGCCUUCUAAGCCAGUAGUGCUUGCGUCCUCGUUGCUAUCAUCGUCGUGUUUGUCAUCAAACAUUUUGCAGCAUCAACAGAGCUCUACGUCAAUUUUAAACGUCUUGCAAGAAAAGUUGCCGAAUAGGAAUAGCGGGGAAGAAGCCACCCGUAAGAAGGGUAGACUCGUUUACGAAGCCCACAGUCCCUAUCGAUCAGCCACAGUACGGGAGGUUUCGCCACCAUCGAAGCUCGAUUGCAGGCCGCUAAAGUGUCUCGCCACCGAUGCACUAGGCCUAAGUGCUAUCUGAAGCUUCGUAAAAGGUAGUUUAGGAUAUAUGUACUAGAACUGCUGAGCGCUCUAGCCUGUCCUAAUCACGGGUGAGUUUACCUAUUCCAACAGUGCGUGUCGAUUUGACGCCAAGAACUCAGCAUAGCAUCUUUUAUCGCGGUGCAUUGUCCUUUCCCAGCCAUUCUCAUUCCCAUCGUGCUAACCACCAUUUAAUGUAUGUAUCAUAAUUUUAGGCAGCACAUUCAGUUACAUACGCGUCACAUUGUUCCAUAAAGAGUAGGAACCGAAAACAGGAAAGAAUCUGCUGAAGAGAUAGUAUUGCCCUACACGUAUCAUCCGGCAAAACCACACUCAGGAGUCGGCUCUCAUCAUCGUUUUGAAGUAAUCGGAGAUUGAACGAAUUUACCGAUCGUCCUCUACGAGCAACAGCGAUGAUGUACUAUGGCAAAGAUAGCAGUGGCGGUGGUAUCUCGGAGUUGGACACGAUAGCGAAUGUGAUCGGUUUGAGGGGGGUCGGUACGUCAUCGCUGCGUACCUUCGUUGAGAUGUGGUACCACAUCUUUCUGUGGGCACUAUUCUCGUCCAUCUUCGUGCACACGUGUGCCGCCGUCAUAGCUUUUGUGACGCUGCGAAAGCACAAGUUCGGGCGCUUCUUUUCUAUCUUCAUAUUCGUAAUGGGUGUCCUUUCGCCGGCGACCGGUGGUGUCGUCAGCAGUACCGUCAUUGCCUUUGUACACAGAGCCUCCAAUUUUCAGAUGUCACCGAUCGCGGCCAUGAUCUGGGGUGUCGGGCAGACCAUCGUGUCCGCCUGCUUCGGGUUUACGCGCAUUUUGGCCACUUUGUAAGGGACCGCCCGCCAUCAACCUGCUGGCCAACCUGCCUGUCCAUUUCUUUCAACAAGCUGUUUUCUGUCUUUACUUCUCUUCAGACAUACUCAUGUACGUCUUCUCUGUUUAAUUAACUUCUGCCUCAAUAGUGCAGAGGAUCCUAUUGGAAGACUGGUAUUUUGCUGAUACCCGUGUUGGUAUGAUUGUGAUAUUGAGAGUGCGUGUUAGGGAACAUUCGCCAUAAAGAGGGAAGGCUCAUACAUUUCGUUUUUGGUUGGUAGAGUGCCGGUGGUGGCGGUCGAAAUCAAAAUUCCAAGUAAAACGGAAGCACCAACGGCUUUCGAUCGUUAGCUGUGUAAUAGAAGAAAUUGCAACACAUUCAUUGUAGAAAAGAAAGCAAACAAAAAAACACUGUAGUAAAAACAAACGAUACACAUCACAACACAUCACAGGAAAGAGAAUCGCGAAGGUGUGUAAUCAAAGCAUUUGAACCACGCUGAGCUUAGGAUAAUUAACACGGAACACAAAAAAACACUCAACACGGACAAGACUUUUGCC
Anopheles funestus (African malaria mosquito) is the source of this 2809-nucleotide messenger RNA. RefSeq names its product transmembrane protein 170B. The transcript is spliced from 2 exons. The record is from RefSeq and is a predicted model, not a curated record. The coding region runs from base 1856 to 2269 and encodes 137 amino acids. NCBI's taxonomy places the organism in Eukaryota, Metazoa, Arthropoda, Insecta, Diptera, Culicidae.